CUUCCGAUGUCCUCCUCAACUUCCAGCAGCUCUUUGCCCAGCGGCCUGGCCGUCCUGACGACAUUCCCAGAUGUGCUCUUCAUCCCUGAAAUCAUCAUCGGGGGCCUGGUGUGGAUCCUGGUGGCAUCCUCGAGGGUCCCCCUACCCAUGCUGCAGGGCUGGGUGAUGUUUGUCUCCGUCUUCUGCUUCGUCAUGUCCAUCUCCCUCCUGUGCCUCUACUUCUGCGGCGUUCACGGCGGCGGCAGCGGCUGGGUCACCUUGGAUGCCGUGUGCCAGGUGACAGCAGCGCUGUUCUACCUCAGCGCGGCGGUGCUGGAAGCCUUCGCCACCUACGCGAGCGCCGAGAUGUUCCCGGGACAGCUCUACAGGGAGAACAUCGCUGCCGUGGUGAGUGCCCGGCCCCGGGCCAGGGAACACCAGGAGGGGACUCUGGAGCUGCCUCCAGUGCAAAGCUUUGUUUGCACCCACAAUUCGGUGAGGGGGGUCACGAACGAGCUGAUAAAAGGUGCUGAAACCUUGGUGUGACCCCAGCUUCAGCCCUGUACAGUUGUGGUCUUACAAAUGAACAAAUGUCCCCAAAUGUGUGAGAAAUAGGGCACAUCCUGAGGCUGUGCUCAGUGCUGGAAUGGCACCGUGGAGCAGGAAAUUGACUGGCUGCUGUGUUUUCCCAUCACAGGUAUUCGCUUUYGUGGCCACCCUGGUUUAUGUGAUCCAUGAGGUGUUCUCGCUGCUGCGAUGGAAAUCAUCCUGAGAGCCUGAACAAGCCCAGGAACGACGACUGGCUGGGUUUGGGUUUGGUUUUUUAAUGYAUAUCCUAUAAACAAGAAGCUUUCUAUGUGGGAUCUUGGUGAUGAAGACAAGGAGCCUGCCAGAGGAAGGAAUAUCCCAGCACAACCUGUUCCCCUUGGGUACAGUUUGAUGCUGGUAACUGGGGACCAAAAAAAAAAACAA
Messenger RNA from Malurus melanocephalus (red-backed fairy wren), 951 nucleotides. RefSeq names its product mal, T cell differentiation protein (gene MAL). Gene Ontology annotation, biological process: myelination. Lineage: Eukaryota; Metazoa; Chordata; Aves; Passeriformes; Maluridae. Gene Ontology annotation, molecular function: structural constituent of myelin sheath. The record is from RefSeq and is a predicted model, not a curated record. The transcript is spliced from 3 exons. The coding region runs from base 7 to 525 and encodes 172 amino acids. Gene Ontology annotation, cellular component: membrane.